CUGAGCAAGUUGACUCCGGCGGGCUUUACGUAAGUGUCGUAAGUCAACGUAAGUAUUCUUGACAGACGACGGGUGUUCGACUGGAAAUAUUUUCAAAUCAAAUUACUUCUUGUCGAGGUAUCUUCAGGCCGAAUAAUGGGCAUCGUGCGGUUAGUACAUUCGCUGAGGAAUAGAGAGAACACACUGUCACGGUUUGCUGUGAAGGCCACCCUCGUAGGCGGUGUCGUUUACUACAGCGUUCAGCAGGGCCUGUGGUCCAAAUCCGAGGACAGUGUGCAGCUGUACAGCAGGCUUUACAAUAAUGUCGCGCCUUAUGUUAAGGACAAUAUACCUAAGGAGGUUAUUAACGAGUUACCACCAUUGCCAAGUACCAGUGACUUCUCCAACUCCGUUAAGUCAUCAUGGAAUAAGGGAGUUAUAGCGAGCAUGAAAUUCCUAUCAGAGACUCCGACUUAUGUGACCAACGGUGUCCAAAGCAUUUCGGAAACAAUGCGGAGUUACAUCGAGCAACAAAGCGUAUCGGAAAAAAAUCAAUAGCGUUUUCUAAUUCUAUAUUGUGGAUUUUAGGAAAACAUAACAUCAUUGGGUAUCAUUGAGCUGUUAUUAGCUUCACUCCUAUCGUGUUGAUUUAGAUAUCUAUACACUAUUAACAGCUCUUUAUUGAGUUUUUCUUAUUAAUUUAUUAUAUGUUCAAUAAAUAUUUUAUUAUGAAACAGUUGAA
Molecule: messenger RNA, 721 nt
Organism: Solenopsis invicta (red fire ant)
Lineage: Eukaryota; Metazoa; Arthropoda; Insecta; Hymenoptera; Formicidae
Product: MICOS complex subunit MIC13
Exons: 3
Coding region: 136-537 (133 amino acids)
Biological process (GO): cristae formation
Cellular component (GO): MICOS complex; mitochondrial crista junction
Source: RefSeq, a predicted model, not a curated record